ACCCCUCACUCACCUCUUUCGAAUUUUGGUUUUUGUUUGAUCCGCUCCUUUUUUAGGGUCUGACAAGGUUUUUUUUUUCUCUUUUUUCAAUUUCUCAAAUUUCGCUCAUUUUCCCUCCAUUUCCCUUGACCUCUUUUUUGGGAAACUCUUAAAACCUCUAGAAACAGUUAACGUCUUUCUUAGGGUUUUGUUUUGGGUUGGGUGCGCUUUAAAAUUUGGCUCCGUUUCUUUGGUUUCAGCUGAGGUUGUUGUUUUUCCCAGUUGAUUUGAACUUGGAUGGCUGGUAAGGCUUCAAAUUCUGUUCUUUAUCCACAAUUUUGAUUUUUUUUCUUCUUGUUGUAGAAAUAGAUGGUUAGACCUUUUUCUAGGGUUUUUCGGAAUCGACUGUAAUUCUUCGUUUUUAUUUGCUUCCUGAGAAAAUAUAGAAAGAAAAAAAAUUUGGGUUUUGUUUGGUUCUUGGUGUUUCUUUUUAGAAAACAAACCUUUCCAAUUAACAAGAUAGAGGGUAAUGGCUAGGUUUUUUUUUUUCCUAUGAGUAAUUAGUAGGAGAUUAAUGGGGUGAAAGAAAAGAUAAUGUCAGAAUUUUGGGGAAAAUAACUGUAAAAUUUGAUAUGAGGUUUUGAACAUGAGCCAUGGAGGUGUGGAGAGUACAAGAGAUACAAGAGAGAGUGAAGGCCAGCGUAGCUUGCCAUUGGGAAGACCAAAAGCUGAUGACUUUGGAAGAGCGGUUUCAAAGAUUUCAGUGGCACAGAUAUGCGAGUGUGUUGGUUAUCAGGGAUUCAAAGAGUCUGCUUUGGAGGCUCUUGCUGACAUUGCUAUUCGAUACCUCUGUGACUUAGGAAAAACUUCUAGUUUUCAUGCUAAUCUGGCUGGUAGGACAGAAUGCAAUCUGUUUGAUAUAACUCAGAGUUUAGAAGAAUUGGGAGCUUCGUAUGGGUUUUCGGGUGCUUCGGAGAUUGGGCAUUGUCUUGCAGGCUCUGGUGUAGUGAGGGAAAUAAUUCAGUUUGUGGGUUCAAAAGAGGAAAUCCCGUUUGCUCAGCCAGUGCCUCAGUUUCCAGUUGUUAGGAAUAGGAAGCUGAUUCCCAGUUUUGAGCAUAUGAAUGAAACCCCACCUGGAAAGCAUAUCCCAGCAUGGUUGCCAGCUUUCCCCGAUCCUCACACGUAUAUUCAUACACCUAUGUGGAAUGAGAGGGCAUCGGAUCCCCGUGCUGAUAAGAUUGAGCAAGCAAGGCAGCGGAGAAAGGCUGAGAGGGCUUUGCUGAGUUUGCAACAGAGACUGGUGUGUAAUGGUUCUACUGAAACUUCAGCUUCCUUGGUGGUGGAUGCUAAAAAGGAAACUAUACAAGAAGCUGGAAAUAAUGCUUUUCUUGCUGCCCCACUGCAACCUGGGGAGAAAGAUGUUGCACGAGUUGUUUUGCCAGCUAAGCUUUCUGAUGAAGUGAGCAAGGACAAUCAUGUUUCUCUGCUAGAGGCAUUUGCUCCUGCCAUUGAAGCAAUGAAAGGUGGGCCAUCUGGUGAAUUAGAUGGUGAAAAGAUGCUCCUUCCUGAAAAGAGGCCUGCUGUUCACUUCAAGUUCAGAACUGGCAAGAAAAUCUUGGGUGAGUCGCUAGAUUUGAGCUUGCAGAAGAAAGGUGAGAGGAGCACAACAUUCUUUUUACGAGAUGAGGAGAGGGAUGAUAAGAAGAGGAGAGCUGAGUUUAUUCUCAGACAAACUACGGAAUACCCAAUGGAGCUUAACCAGUCUUAAAGUGUAUUUUAGGUUGUCUUUCUUGAAAUCUGAUAAAUUUUUUUUAGUAAUCAAUUGUUUCAGUGGGCUGUGGAUGCUUAAUCUUAGGGUCACACUAUUGCUCUUGCAUGGAUAUUAUGGAAUCACACUGUUGAGAGUCCCACUCUAACAGAGAUUAGAGGUAUGGGAGCAAUUGUUUUUGACAUCACUAGCUCUAGUCUCAAGUAAUUCUUUGAGAAUGAGGUUCUUCACUUUCUCUGCCAUCUUUGUUGUACUGAAUACUGAUACACUGACUUCUAUAUUGGAUUAUGAACUGAAAAUUUUCUGUCAA
This is a messenger RNA of Theobroma cacao (cacao), 2057 nucleotides long. It is a transcript of the gene TAF8, whose product is annotated as TBP-associated factor 8. The record is from RefSeq and is a predicted model, not a curated record. Gene Ontology annotation, cellular component: transcription factor TFIID complex. Lineage: Eukaryota; Viridiplantae; Streptophyta; Magnoliopsida; Malvales; Malvaceae. Gene Ontology annotation, molecular function: protein heterodimerization activity.